Biomphalaria glabrata is the source of this 3318-nucleotide messenger RNA. RefSeq names its product probable replication factor C subunit 1. Bases 417 to 2663 code for a protein of 748 amino acids. The record is from RefSeq and is a predicted model, not a curated record. Lineage: Eukaryota; Metazoa; Mollusca; Gastropoda; Planorbidae. The transcript is spliced from 3 exons.
ACAUUUCAAUACAGUAUAGCCGAAGAAUCAAACAGCAGACCGGUUUGGGUACAUGCUUGAUUGAAACUGGUUCAAGCUUCCCGGAACACACUCAGUGCACGACACGUUCCGAGUUAAAGCGGAAACAAAAAUAUAUAACAGCUAACUAACUAGAAUGCUAUAUAGCUAGGGGUGAUAAGUAAGUUGUCACUUAUCAAUCAAGUGCAUUCAUCUCAUUGAAAGUAACGGGUCUACACAGUGGGUUAAAUGUUUUGAUUCGCAAAGAUACGAAUCAAACCAAUGAGUUUGUAGCAGACGUGAUAGUCUCGUGAUAUUGAAGAUUCAUAAGACAUUAUGUUGAAAAAUGUGAUAGAUGGUGAGAUGAACAUUCCUCAGCUUUAUGACUCCAGUACAAACGAGUUCUUUAGUACAGUAAGAUGUUUGAUAAUGUUGCCAGAAGUAACAAAAUAAUGAAAGAUUUCAAAAUGGCUAACAUGCGGACAACGUCAGGAACAACUGAUAACAUUUCUGUGGAGUCCCAGUCACCUAAUAUUAACCAACUGAAGUCUCUCUUCAUGUCACCCACAGAGUUGCAGUCAUCCACCUCAAAGAAAACAGCGACAGAAAGUUCUACCUCGGUGCCUGCACAAAACCUGCGAAAAAGUAAUACAAAGAAAGUUUCAGAAACUUUCAAACCGAAAUUAGAAAGUAAUGACUCUACAAUUGUCUCUAAGAGUUCUUUGAUCAAACCGAAAUCAGAAAGCAAUGGCUCUACAACUGUCUCUAAGAGUUCUUUGAUCAAACCGAAAUCAGAAAGCAAUGGCUCUACAAAUGUCUCUAAGAGUUCUUUGAUCAGACCAAAAUCAGAAAGCAACGACUCUACGAAUGUCUCUAAGAGCACAUUGAUCAAACCGAAAUCAGAAAGCAAUGGCUCUACAAAUGUCUCUAAGAGUUCUUUGAUCAAACCGAAAUCAGAAAGCAACGACUCUACAACUGUCUCUAAGAGUUCUUUGAUCAGACCAAAAUCAGAAAGCAACGACUCUACGAAUGUCUCUAAGAACUCUUCGAGCGAAACUCCUGAUAGAGGAAGCGUACUCAACAUGAUUAAGUUAUUUAAUGUUCAAGAUCCCACAGAAAACUCUAAUGCUAAUCAAUCAGAAAUCCUGAUUGAAUUUGGAGACGACAUCACGGACACUUCCAAAGUUGGUGUCAGAAAACUUAUAGAAGCUACCGAGAGCAAGAAUGUAAAACCGUCUAACAAUAAAAUCAAACAACAAGACAAAAGAAACAAUAAUUGUUUAUCUAAAACUAACCCCAGCCAAUCAAAUUCAGUUCCAGAAACAAAUGUCAAGAAGCCUAAAAUCUUAGAGAAUUCGCAGAAUCCGGUAGAGUCAGGGGACGUAACUACUGAGACCACCAUUUUAGACGUACGAAAACUGAUAGAGGCUUCAGAGUCCAAGAAUGUCAAACCCUUUGAUAAUAAAAACAAGUCCAAAGAUAAUAGCAGCAAGAAACAAGUUCAAUCCAAAACUGGUUUAAGCAAAACAAAUCUGAACUUGGACAUAAAGACUGAGACAACUGCUAAUGUAGUGAAAUCUAAUAUCAAAAACAACUUCGAGGCGAAAAAAGAUUCUACUAAAGAAAUGUCUCCGUGCAGUGAGCCAAUGAUAAACAACAAAGCGUCGCUUCUUUCCAAUUCUCAGCUUGAACUUUUCUUGACAUCGAAAGACUCUGAAGAUUCAACAAUUAUAAAACCUUCCAUGUUAAAAGGUGGGUCACGACCUGCAGCUAGUGAACAAAAUGUAUCCUUAGAGUCCAAUGACGUAACUGUUUUGACAUCUGAAGAUCAAAAGACUGUCUUUGACAAUGAAGUACCAGCAGACACAAACAAACAGACUAAGUUGUCCGUAUCGUCUGAUGAAAGUUAUGAUGAUUUGACGGAUGAUGUCCCUUUGACUAAAGCCACUUUGCCGCUGUAUAUCAACUAUCCUCCAAGUGCAGACAAGGGCAGUGUCAUGGUACUCUUGUUUCAUCAGAUGGACCUGGACAUUGUCGUCGCAGCCAUCAAGAACAAGACGAGGAAACUGGUCAAGGUUGGAGGACAGAUCCUAGCGUACAACCCACAGUUGUUUAUACUUCCGGAGGAGACCGACACCUCCGCCAUCUUUAUUUACUUCGCGUCCACUGACUCAGGCGUCACUUGGCUCGAGUCAGUAAAGGCUCGUGACUCACAGAUCAAAAGUCUCUGCUGGGCCAUGAUUGGUGAGAACUCGGUCAUCCGAGGUCGGCCCGCUCCUCCUUCCGCAUACACGGCCUUGAGCAUCACCCUGAUGAAACGUGACGACACUUUCCAGGCCAGCUCUUCCUACACGGAGAAGUUCCAGAAGCUGAAGGAACAAGUUGUGGCUCCCAUGAAAGAAAAGCACGGAGGCCGGACGCUUUUGUCGGCCCGAGGCGUGACGUUCGCAGCUGGAGACUGGUCCAGCCUGGGAGUCCAGGCGAACGAAUUAAGCUUCGUGGUGACCCAGUGGCCAAGUCUAGAGAAGAAUUUUAAGAAGUUCAGAAAGAGUUUCGAAGCCAAUAAAGAUUUGAGUCGUUUCUGUUCUCUCCACGAGAAAAGAUUUAGAAAGAUUUUAACCGCGGAGUUUGAUAUUGGGCAAAUACAAUUGGUUCAGUCGGAAUAAACCGAAUUUAAAUGUUUUAGACGGAACAAAGUACAUCUAUUUCAGAUGUUUUAGAUGGAACAAAGUACAUCUAAUUCAAAUGUUUUAGACGAAACAAAAUAUAUCUAAUUCAGAUGUUUUAGACCAAAAACAUUAUAAUUGGAUAGUUGUGUGAAGUUCUAGAAUUGCUAUGAAUUUGGUAUUAAUCUGGAUGACUAUAAAGGCCCAACAUAAUCCAACGAUGUACUUUUGCUCUUCGAUUAAAUCAAACUCCUGAAGUGAAGAGUUUUUAUGGUAUGUGUAACAAUUCACGGCCUGGUUCAACGUUUCACAGUUCAUGUUGCACACCCUACCAUGCGUGGAGGAACUCGCAACUUGAUAAAAUUUCAUGUCUAAGACAUCGACAGCCAUUAUUGACAGUUGUCAAGUCAACGUUGUUGUGAGGUCAAUGAGGUUAAAAAUAUUCGUGUAGGAUAUCAAUUACUUGUGAUAAAAAGAUAAUCAAAAUACGUCUUUUCUAGCUGCCACAGAGAGUUACAGGCAACAAGAUUUUACAAUCAUAAGCAGCAUAAAAAUGCAGAGAAAGUUAAACAGAAAAAGACCUCAUGUUUUUUUUUUAAAAUUUCAAUUUAUUUGCAAACACCAAAGUAUUUUUAAAGUAAAUUUUCUACAAUUA